This is a messenger RNA of Penicillium pulvis, 1755 nucleotides long. RefSeq names its product tRNA threonylcarbamoyladenosine dehydratase. The transcript has 3 exons. Gene Ontology annotation, molecular function: tRNA threonylcarbamoyladenosine dehydratase activity; ubiquitin-like modifier activating enzyme activity. Bases 1 to 1755 code for a protein of 584 amino acids. Gene Ontology annotation, cellular component: mitochondrial outer membrane. Gene Ontology annotation, biological process: cyclic threonylcarbamoyladenosine biosynthetic process. The record is from RefSeq and is a predicted model, not a curated record. NCBI's taxonomy places the organism in Eukaryota, Fungi, Ascomycota, Eurotiomycetes, Eurotiales, Aspergillaceae.
AUGGCACCAAACAACUCCAAAUGGUGGCAAGCGCCCGACGAGGCCGACCUAGAUUACGGAUUCGAUUCUGACGACUUGGAUGCUAGAUUCGAAUCUGAGCGGAAUCUCCACCGCCCUCGCCCACCCACGAACCCAAGAAACGAUACACGGACACGAGAACGAGAACAAGAACAAGAACAAGACGCUCAGGACAGGGGUGUAAUUGGAAACAUGUCUUCCUGGCUGCAUCGUCAAGCUGGGUCGCAAAACUCGCAGCUCACCACUACCGCUGUCUUAUCCGGUGCUGCGGUUGCGACUGCGAUUUUUGGUUACCAGGCUUACAAGAGAAAAGAGGCUGUUUAUGAUCUGAAAGCUUCGAUCCCGGCUGCUGAUGAUCAGCAUCCAUCAGUGAAGUUGACGGACUUUGGUGCUGCGGAAGACGGAAUCCCACUGAGCAAGGAGGAUGAGCGCAGUGCUGCUCUGGCUCGCAGAGCGCAGAGGGGAGAUUAUGAUGAUGAUCUGAUUCUUGAACAACUAGCCCGAAACCGGGUCUUCCUCACUGACGAGGGUCUCGCAAAACUUCGAUCCUCCUUCAUUGUUGUCGUCGGCUGCGGUGGCGUUGGAUCCCAUGCUGCGGCAGCGCUCGCUCGAUCUGGCGUGGCAAAGAUCCGACUCAUCGAUUUCGAUCAAGUCACUCUCUCCUCGCUCAACCGACACGCGCUUGCUACACUAGCUGACGUCGGAACACCCAAGGUGCACUGCAUUCGGCGACGACUGGAGCAGAUCGCUCCCUGGGUGAUGUUUGACUGCCGGAACGAGCUGUUCGGCAAGGACGCCGCCGAUCAUCUUCUUGGCCCGUGGACUUUGACACACGAGGGCGAGGGCCGCCGACCUGAUUACGUGCUGGACUGUAUUGAUAACAUAACCUCCAAGGUAGAUUUGCUGCACUACUGCCACUCAAACUCGCUGCCCGUUAUUUCGUCCAUGGGUGCUGGUUGCAAGUCUGACCCUACUCGUGUUGUUGUUGGCGACAUCUCACAAAGUACGGAUGACCCGCUUUCUCGCAGUACCCGUCGCCGAUUGAAGGCGAAAGGUGUGAGUACAGGUAUUGCUACAGUAUUCUCGACUGAGAAGCCUGGGCCUGGCAAAGCGACUCUACUGCCGCUCCCCGAGGAGGAGUUUGCCAAGGGCCAAGUGGGCGAGCUGGGAGUUCUUGCAGACUUCCGAGUUCGGAUUUUGCCGGUCCUUGGCACUAUGCCCGCUGUAUUUGGAUACACAGUGGCCAAUCACGUCAUCUGUAGCGUGACAAACUACCCAAUGGAUUAUAGCAUGUCGAACAAGGGCCGCGAUAAGAUGUACGACACUGCUCUGGGCAACCUCCAGGCCUGUUCGGAGAGACUCAAUAAGCAGAUUGCUGGUGAAGACCCCAUUAGUCUGCGUAUCCCCGUCAGCAAGGAUGAUAUUGCGUUCUUGACGGAAGAAGUCUGGCGUGGCAAGAGUGGCAUCUCCGGACUGCAGAACCGGCUUGUAUUUGUCCCCUGGGAGACACCCGCUCGAGGAUGGGGAAUAGUUACGACCUGGCAGCAAGAUGGCCAAAAGCUCCUGCCUCUUGAGCUGACCAACUUGGUUUGUAUGACCAAGGAAGAGGCUGCCUACCAUGAGCGUGAGGUUCUGCGUGGUGGCAAGAAGGUCGAAGAGGUGUACGAAGAGCUCGUGUUGCAACGGGUGAACCUGCGCCGAAAGGAAGCCGAAGAGUAUGAACAGUACCGGGGUUAG